Messenger RNA from Megalops cyprinoides (Indo-Pacific tarpon), 1776 nucleotides. RefSeq lists its product as uncharacterized. Bases 51 to 1604 code for a protein of 517 amino acids. Lineage: Eukaryota; Metazoa; Chordata; Actinopteri; Elopiformes; Megalopidae. The transcript has 16 exons. Gene Ontology annotation, biological process: proteolysis. Gene Ontology annotation, cellular component: cytoplasm. The record is from RefSeq and is a predicted model, not a curated record. Gene Ontology annotation, molecular function: manganese ion binding; metalloaminopeptidase activity.
UCUUGAAGACAGACGUGCAGGAGAGAAGAGUUUCUUCAAGACGGGAAGAAAUGGGGUUCGUAAGCGUCCAGCCCAUUCAAUACACCACUGACUGCAAGGAUGACAACUUUGAUGGCAUAGUUUUGGUGGCCAAGGGUUUUGAGGACCUGCCCGAUGAGCUGAAAUGUUUGCAGAGACCACUGCAGGACUACAGCUCUGUGGACUGUGGGCUCAAUGAGGAGGUGGUGCUGAUAAAGGUGCCAGGAAUUCCCGGGAAUAGACUGGUGUUUGCCUCCACGGGUCCCGUUAAUCGGGACUAUGAUGAUGUCAGGAGGUUCAGUGAUGCUGCUGUCAAUGGGAUCAAAAGGGCAAUGAAAGCUGGCGUUCAGCGCCCUCUGCUGGUGUGUCCCCCCCACAGCAGCUAUGAAAACACCCCCCUUGUGGCAACUCUCGGAGCUCUCCAUGCACUGUACAUGCCCCUUGAGAUUCGGGAAGCUAAGCUGAAACCGUCCCCCCACAAGGUUACAGUGUUGGGUGUGUGGGUCAAGACGGAGGAAGAGGGAAAGAAGCUUGUUCAUCUGGCUGUUGCACUUGAGGCUGGAAGGCUGGUGUGUCGCGACAUUGGUGGGUCUGACCCUGAGCGCAUGGCUGCCCCUCGCGUGGCGGAAUACGUCGAGGCCCUCUUCAAGGACAGCCCUGUGGAUGUCAGUGUGGUGAGCGACGUGAGCGUGCUGGAGAAGGAGUACCCUUGCCUGGCUGCGGUCAACCGCUGUGCCAGUGGUGUGCCUCGUCACCAGGGCAGAGUGAUCAAGCUGCAGUACUGUGGGGAGGAACCCACUAAGGUGACACUGAUGCUGGUGGGCAAGGGCAUCACCUACGACACUGGUGGAGCAGACAUCAAGGCUGGAGGGAUCAUGGCUGGCAUGCACAGGGACAAGUGUGGUGCUGCUGCCGUGGCAGGCUUCUUCCAGGUCCUGGCUGAACUCAAACCCAAACACAUCAAGGUGAUAGGUGCUAUGGCAAUGGUGCGGAACAGUGUGGGGUCAGACUGCUACGUGUCCGACGAGCUGGUGGUGUCGCGGGCGGGGCGCCGGGUGCGCGUGGGGAACACCGAUGCAGAGGGCCGCAUGGUGAUGGUAGACCUGCUGUGUGAGAUGAAGGAGAAGGCGGAGCGGGAAGUGUCCCCUCAGCUGUUUACCAUUGCCACUCUGACCGGACACGCCAUCCGAGCCAUGGGCCCCAAUUACUCCAUUAUCAUGGAUAAUGGAGCUGCUCACCGCUCUGGCAACGCCCAGCUGUGGCAAAAGGCCGGGGAGGAGCUGGGUGACGUGUUCGAGGUGUCCAGGAUUCGCCGGGAGGACUACGACUUUCACUGCGGUAAAUCCGAGUACGAGGACAUUCUGCAGUGCAACAACCUGCCGUCCAGUGCUACUCCCCGAGGACACCAGACCCCAGCUGCCUUCCUCAUCAUGGCGUCUGGCUUAGACAAGCAUGGCGUGGACUCUAACUCACCCCUGCCAUACUCCCACAUUGACAUCGCUGGUUCCAGCGGACCCUUUCCUGGUGUUCCCACUGGAGCCCCCAUCCUCGCCAUGGCGACCCACUACGUCCUGCCCAACCUCUGAAAGCUUCCUGCUUCUAUCUGUCCACGAACAGCAUAUAUACAUCCUGUCCAAUUACAAAACUAAGUAAUCUGUCCUCUGAGGGAAAAAAGUAAACAAAAAGUGACAAAUUCCUUCCACUUUACAAGCAAUGGUGUUGGUGCACAUUAUGUUUAACAAUGUACGUUAAUGCAUA